Molecule: messenger RNA, 2004 nt
Organism: Vollenhovia emeryi
Lineage: Eukaryota; Metazoa; Arthropoda; Insecta; Hymenoptera; Formicidae
Gene: PIG-Wa
Product: phosphatidylinositol-glycan biosynthesis class W protein
Exons: 1
Coding region: 108-1670 (520 amino acids)
Biological process (GO): protein localization to plasma membrane; GPI anchor biosynthetic process
Cellular component (GO): membrane; endoplasmic reticulum
Molecular function (GO): glucosaminyl-phosphatidylinositol O-acyltransferase activity
Source: RefSeq, a predicted model, not a curated record
CCGUACUGGUUACACUGGUUAUACUGUGGUUAUACUGUGCUCCGACUGCGCGAAAUCACAGUUGAGUCCUGGGCGCGCUCGUAGAAUGCUUGAAAUUCGACUCGGCUAUGUCGCCGCCGAUGAGCAAGGAGCGAUACCGACUGGAGCAAGAAGCGUUCGUCUCCGAUCACGGGGGCACGGCGCCGCAAGAGGUGAUCUUCACGCUCUUGCCGGCCGUGUGCGGCGUUCUGUUGGCAGCGACGACUCUGGGAGUCCUCAAAAAGUACACGCGCGAAAAGGCGAGAGUCGUCAUCGAGUUCACGCUGGCCGUCGUCCCGAGCAUCCUGUGCUGCACCGCGUUAUCGGAGCACAUCGGGAGCGUAUGCGUGACGAUGAUCUCGGUCUCUCUGCUGAACAUAAUGCUGCUGCUGAUGCGCAAGGAGAGCAAUCCUCCCAAUUUGACUGUGCGGCCGGUUAGCGGCAGGAGACCUUUCAUAACUAACUUUCGCGCGUUGAUUAACAUCAUUACCGCGAUCUGCAUACUGGCCGUUGACUUUCGUAUCUUCCCACGGAAGUUCGCCAAGACGGAGGUGUUCGGGCACAGUUUGAUGGACACGGGCGUGGGGUUGUUCGUACUGGCGAACGCGUUGGUUGCGCCGGAGGCUCGUGACUUCUCUACCUCCCGUCAAGGAGGAUUUCGGGAGACCUUAACGAGAAACAUGAAAGGCUGCUUACGAAGUUGCGCGCCACUCCUGGCGCUGGGCCUUGGACGUUUCGCGGUGGUAGAGUACUUGGGUUAUCAGAGGCACGUCACCGAGUACGGCGUCCACUGGAACUUCUUUAUGACUCUAGCUGUCGUCAAGUUGUUCACCAGUAUGAUAACCAGCACCGUCAGCUCGAGGUAUUCGUUACUCUCGGGUAUAUGGAUACUGUGGAUGCACGAAUACACCAUGAGCACCAAAGGUUUGAAGGCGUGGGUCUUGCGGGACGGGCCGAGGGACGACUUUUUCUCCGCCAAUCGCGAGGGUCUGAUUUCCGUACCCGGCUACGUGGGGCUGUAUUUCGUCGGUGUGGCCAUUGGAAGACUGAUACACUCGGCGUAUCAAAAUUCGCACGCGAGACCGAGUACGAAAGUUUCGGUGAAACUGCACGGUUUUGAGUUUGGAGUGCGCUGCAACGAGUCCAUGAUGUUGUGCAUCAAAUUAUCUUUGAUCGCCGCGCAAACUUGCAUCGCGACGUUCUUCUGCGAUUUCGAGGUCUCGAGAAGACUAGCUAACGCCGGGUACUGCAUGUGGAUAGUACUUCUAACGACUACGCUACUCAGUUUCUUGCUGCUCGUAGAGAUCGUGCUGGACAUAAUUGAUUGCGCGAUAAACGAGUCGUGCGAUGAAAGCAAAACGGAGAGGAUGCGUAAAAGUUUGCGACUGAAUUUAAAGAAACACGUGAAGAGCGAGAGAGAUGAGAACGAGGCAUGUAUAAUCGGGAGGUCUUUAGAGAUUUUUGACGCUGUUAAUUACAACGGCCUGUUCUUUUUCCUCGUUAGCAACGUCACGACUGGCCUUGUCAAUAUGUCAAUGUACACGUUAUACGCCAAACAAUCGGUGGCUCUAUUAAUAUUAAUUAUAUAUAUGGCUGUGAGUGUGUUUUCAGCAUUGAUACUUUACAAGUUCAAAAUACCGGUCAAACUGUGAAACAUGUGCAAUAAUGAUGGCUAGUUUUAAUAAAUUUAUAAUUUCGGUCGGAAUUUUGACGAUCUCUUGCUGAAAACAAUACACAGAGGGAAUGUUUUUUUAAAAUUUAUCCUAAAAAUAAUUUAAUCGUGGGGCAACAUGGCAUUUUAAAGAAUUUUAUGAGGUUUUUGAAAAUUUACCAUGCAUUUCACUAGUGAUUGUACUAACAAGUUUAUUUACUAGUAAAAUGUAUGUGGGAAAAACUCAUAGAGUUCUUCAAAUUUGUUGUUGUCCCACGAUCGCACGAUUUUCAGGAUAAAUUUUAAGAAAAAAUUCUCUCCGUGUUUUCUUCCAC